Onychomys torridus (southern grasshopper mouse) is the source of this 1773-nucleotide messenger RNA. RefSeq names its product lysophosphatidic acid receptor 5 (gene Lpar5). Gene Ontology annotation, biological process: G protein-coupled receptor signaling pathway; behavioral response to pain. The transcript is spliced from 2 exons. Gene Ontology annotation, molecular function: G protein-coupled receptor activity. The record is from RefSeq and is a predicted model, not a curated record. NCBI's taxonomy places the organism in Eukaryota, Metazoa, Chordata, Mammalia, Rodentia, Cricetidae. The coding region runs from base 231 to 1388 and encodes 385 amino acids. Gene Ontology annotation, cellular component: membrane.
CCAGCCCAGCUCAGAGGGCAAUGGGACAGCUUCCAGAGGUCCUGAGGAGGUCUCCACGGCUGAAGUUGUGGCACCAAAGGCGUCCAGCCUUGGCCAAUAAUCAUCUGCCUCUGAGGUCAUAGACCACACUUCCAUGUCUUCUUGCCUCUGCUUGCUUUGGGACAGACUCUGUAUAGCCACCAGGCUACCACCCUGGAGGUGAAUGCCAUGCUCGGACCUUAGUAUUCCCCAUGAUGCCUCAGCCUAGUUUCUCUUCCCACUUGGACACGAUGUUUGCCAAUUCUUCAGCCAACACCUCUUCCACCAACAGCUCUGUGGCCCAGUGCCGUGACUACCGGGGUACACAUCGUCUGCAUAUGGUGGUCUACAGCCUGGUCUUGGCGACUGGUCUCCCUCUCAAUGCUCUGGCUCUCUGGGUCUUUCUGCGUGUGCUGCGUGUAAACUCGGUGGUGAGCGUGUACAUGUGCAACCUGGCAGCCAGCGAUCUGCUCUUCACCCUGUCACUGCCCCUCCGCCUCUCCUACUACGCACGGCACCACUGGCCCUUCCCGGACUUCCUAUGCCAGACGUCGGGCGCCAUCUUCCAGAUGAACAUGUACGGCAGCUGUAUCUUUCUGAUGCUCAUCAACGUGGACCGCUACGCGGCCAUCGUGCACCCGCUGCGACUGCGCCACCUGCGGCGGCCCCGCGUGGCGCGGCGGCUCUGCCUGGGCGUCUGGGCACUCAUCCUGCUGUUCGCCGUGCCCGCCGCCCGCGUGCACAGCCCGUCCACCUGCAAGUACGAGAACAUCACCGUGAGCCUGUGCUUCGAGAGCUUCAGCGAUGAGCUGUGGAAGGGCAGGCUGCUGCCGCUCCUACUGCUGGCCGAGACACUGGGCUUUCUGCUGCCCUUGGCCGCUGUCGUCUAUUCGUCCGGCCGGGUCUUCUGGACGCUGGCGAGGCCCGACGCCACCCAGAGCCAGCGGCGACAGAAGACCGUGCGCCUCCUGCUGAUCAACCUCGUCAUCUUCCUGCUGUGCUUCGUGCCCUACAACGCCACGCUGGCAGUGUAUGGGUUGCUGCGAGCCAACCUGGUGAAAUCCAGCCUUCAGGCCCGCGAUCAGGUGCGCGGUGUGCUGAUGGUAACGGUGCUGCUGGCCGGCGCCAACUGCGUGCUGGAUCCGCUGGUGUACUACUUCAGUGCUGAGGGGUUCCGAAACACCCUCCGCAACCUGGGCACCCCGCUCCAUACCAGGCCUUUGGCUACCAACGGGGCUAGAGGGGUGCUCACCGAACCACCCUCAGAAACCACCCAAAACACUGGGCUGGAUGCCACCAGUCAGGGGCUACUCCAGCCCGCCAAUCUGGGAACACCCGUCAUCCAGUGCCCCCAGGAUUCAGCCCUCUGAAAGCACGCAGUGUCAUAGUACAUAGGCUUGGGCCACUCUCAAAGGCUUAGGGUGAACAUUUGAGGGAGGUGGGCUGGGAACUUGGACUUUGAAGCAACUCCAGUCCUAGUGUGCAGAAGAAAGCAAGUGUGUAAGCAGGGGUGGAGGAGAGAGAAAGUGCUGCAGGUGAGAGAGCCAUAGGCUCUGGCUUUGAUGCAGAGGCCCCUGCUCCAGUGAGCAUGCGCGUGGCUAAGGGCUGGUACGCCCGAACAGAAAAUGGAUCUCCCGGAUUUAGGUCAUCAGUCGGAGAACUGAAGAUUCCCUGACCUUGGUGAAUCAACUACACAAAAGGUCAUCUGUCAUCUUCAAAAACAAAGCAAAGGCCGGGCAGUGGUGGGGAGGUGGA